Molecule: messenger RNA, 7136 nt
Organism: Nylanderia fulva
Lineage: Eukaryota; Metazoa; Arthropoda; Insecta; Hymenoptera; Formicidae
Source: RefSeq, a predicted model, not a curated record
AAUGAUUUUGAAUAGUCAAAAACGAUUAGAUUUCUUAAAUACAUCCAAAGACAAUUUACGCGUGCGCGACAUAAUAUAAAUACAUGUAUAUAUAUAUAUAUAUAAUCUGCGGCUACAUGAUAUUGAGACAGAAGUCAAAGCAAGUUCGCCACGAUUUUCUCACAGUAUAGCCUAAAAUGGAGCAGAAAGUUGAGAAAACUCUUAUUAGUUCUGCUAUAUCGAAUGCGAUUUUCCAGUUCGCCCUGACAAGUCUGCAUAAAUAUGCGACAAUCAAGUCACAGGAAGAUUUUGUUUUUAGUCCGUACAGCAUAUAUCAGGAACUUUUCUCGGCUUACCUUAUCUCCAGUGGUGAUAUUGAACAGCGUUUAAAGAACAUUCUUUAUUUACCGAAUGUCUCGAAGUAUGAGUUGAUGAGAAUCAUUAAAUUUGAUAAAUACUCUGCAAUACAUCAUAAAUACUCUACAAAACAGCCCGCACAGGAUGAGGAAACUGCCUCUAAUCAGCCCCAACUGUACGCGAUUGACAAUAAAUGUAUUUUUUUAAACACAACACUUCGUAAAAACAUCGAAAUAAUAAAAAAACUGUACAAUCGUGGAUUCACAUCUAAUGAGAGCAAUGAUAUCCAAGAUAUAAAUAGAAAAAUCAAUCAAAUUUUAAACAAACUGACAAAGGAUUACAAUCAUAAACCGUUGAAAUUAGAAAUAAAAAGAGAAAGUGUGGACAUUAUUUUGAUGAACGUACAUAAUUUCCACGGUCAAUAUCGAUUAAACCCACAACCGACAAGUAAUGAGAUUAGUCUCGAUUUCGCCCGAUUACUAUCGAAUACGUCUUCUGAUCUAAGUUUUAAAACGUUUUCCAGUGAUGAAUUACAAAUAAACGUAAAAGAGUUAAUCAUCAAAGAACAUUUCGCGUCGCUGUAUAUAUUGACACCUUUUUCAUCAAUCACAAACGAGAGGGUUAAAACUGAUACGAGCAGCACUAGCCUUUCCAGCUUGAUUGAAAGAUUGUCAACCAGCGAAGGAAUGCGUAUACUUCGGAAAUUGCUGUUUUGUGUAGAAACACGUGGAUCACUAUCUUCCGCUACUUGGCCGACCUUUAAAAUUGAAAAAAAUUUAGAUAUGCAAGUUCUGUUGCGAGAACUUGGCGUCGAACAGUUAUUGACGCCUGACGCGAUUCCUUUGGACAACACCUUCGUGGAAGACGAUCAAUUCGUGCACUUCGGCAAUGCCGUGCACCGUGCUCGUGUCAAGGUCACGCAGGAAGGCGUCGAGGCGAUUGCAGUAACCGUGAUUAGCGGACAGGAACCAUGUUCGAACGAUAUUAUAACCAGCGUGGAUACCGAUUAUCCAUUUCUUUGGUUUAUUUACGACAAAAUGAACGAAGAUAUUCUUUAUAUCGGCGUUUUUAAUAAAGUCAAUAAGCACGUUUCUCAAACGAAAUUGACAGAGAAGCCAGUUUCGAAGCUUUCAAAAGUACAUAAUUUUAAAGAUCGAAAUCAAAUCGUCUCUCAGUCAACAAGUGGAUUGACUGAUGCACCAAGUCUGACUCCUUCUUAUGAUCUGAAAUUUGAUAUAUAUUCUGUAAUAUCAGAGGCGAUGUUCAAGUUCGCGGUGACAAGUCUGCAUAAAUAUGCGUCGAUCAAGCCAAAGGAAGAUUUUGUUUUUGGUCCAUAUAAUAUAUACCACGGACUUUACUCUGCUUAUAUGAUUUCAAGUGGCGAAAUGGAACAGCGUUUAAGAGAUAUUCUUUAUUUACCAAAUGUUUCGAAGUAUGAGUUGCUGAAAAUUAUUAAUAUUGAUAAAUAUCCCGGGAACCGGUCUGCACGCUAUAAGGAUUCUACUUUUUAUAUGCCUCACCAUUACGUAAUUCAAAAUCAAUGUAUAUUUUUAAACAAAAAACUUUGUGGAGACAUCAAAACGAAAGAAAAACUGUACAAUAUUGGAUUAAAAUCUAUAAUCAGCAAUAAUAUCCAGGAUACAAAUAGAGAGCUCAAUGAAAUUCUGCAAUCUCUGAUAAAGGAUCACUUUCGCAAACCGGUGAACUUGAAAGUACAAGCAGAAGAUAUGGAUAUUUUUUUGGCAAGCACACAUAAUUUUAAAGGUCGAAAUCAAAUCGUUUCUCAAUCAACAAGUGGAUCGACUGAUGCACCAAGUUUAUCGACUUCUUCUUAUCUGAAGUUUAAAACAUUUUAUAGUACCAAAUUACAGGUUACUGUAAAAGAGUUAAUCAUUAAGGAAGAAUUUACGUCGCUGUAUAUGUUGAUACCUUCAAGCAAAAACAAGAAGGUUGAAACGGAUAUGUGCAGCACUAAUCUUUUCAAGUUGAUUGAAAGAUUGUCAACUAGGGAGGGAAUGGAUAUACUUCGUAACUUAUUGUCUCGUCCAAGAAAAAUUAAACCACUAGUUCUCUGUACACGGCUAAUCUUCGAAAUCGAAAAGUAUCUGGAUAUGCGUGUUCUGUUGCGAGAACUAGGCAUCGAACAAUUAUUGACGCCCGACGCGAUUCCUUUGGACAACACCGUCGCGGAAAACGAUCGAAGCGCGCACUUCGGCAAUGCCGUGCAUCGUGCUCGUGUCAAGGUCACGCAAGAGGACGUCGAGGCUUUUGCAGUAACCGUGAUUAGCGGACAGGAACCAUGUUCGAACGAUAUUAUAACCAGCGUGGAUACCGAUUAUCCAUUUCUUUGGUUUAUUUACGACAAAAUGUACGCAGAUAUUCUUUAUAUCGGCGUUUUUAAUAAAGUCGACAAGCACGUUUUUCAAACAAAAUUGACAGGGAAGCCAGUUUCGAAGCUUUCGAAAAUACAUAAUUUCAAAGAUCGAAAUCAAAUCGUCUCUCAAUCAACAAGUGCAUUGACUGAUGCACCAAGUCUGACUCCUUCUUAUGAUCUGAAAUUUGAUAUAUAUUCUGUAAUAUCAGAGGCGAUGUUCAAGUUCGCGGUGACAAGUCUGCAUAAAUAUGCGUCGAUCAAGCCAAAGGAAGAUUUUGUUUUUGGUCCAUAUAAUAUAUACCACGGACUUUACUCUGCUUAUAUGAUUUCAAGUGGCGAAAUGGAACAGCGUUUAAGAGAUAUUCUUUAUUUACCAAAUGUUUCGAAGUAUGAGUUGCUGAAAAUUAUUAAUAUUGAUAAAUAUCCCGGGAACCGGUCUGCACGCUAUAAGGAUUCUACUUUUUAUAUGCCUCACCAUUACGUAAUUCAAAAUCAAUGUAUAUUUUUAAACAAAAAACUUUGUGGAGACAUCAAAACGAAAGAAAAACUGUACAAUAUUGGAUUAAAAUCUAUAAUCAGCAAUAAUAUCCAGGAUACAAAUAGAGAGCUCAAUGAAAUUCUGCAAUCUCUGAUAAAGGAUCACUUUCGCAAACCGGUGAACUUGAAAGUACAAACAGAAGAUAUGGAUAUUUUUUUGGCAAGCACACAUAAUUUUAAAGGUCGAAAUCAAAUCAUUUCUCAAUCAACAAGUGGAUCAACUGAUGCACCAUGUUUAUCGACUUCUUCUUAUCUGAAGAUUAAAACAUUGUAUAAUGUAUUAGAGGAGACAUACUGUUGGUACUUAUUUCUUGAUAAAAACGGAAUUAGAAAUUAUGAAGUGUACAGUGAUAAAAGAAUAUUUUUUUUAGUUUAUAGUACCAAAUUACAGGUGACUGUAAAAGAGUUAAUCAUUAAGGAAGAAUUCACGUCGCUGUAUGUGUUGGUACCUUCAAGCAGAAACAAGAAAGUUGAAACGGAUAUGCGCAGCACUAAUCUUUUCAAGUUGAUUGAAAGAUUGUCAACUAGGGAGGGAAUGGAUAUACUUCGUAACUUAUUGUCUCGUCCAAAAAAAAUUAAACCACUAGUUCUCUGUACACGGCUUAUCUUCGAAAUCGAAAAGUAUCUGGAUAUGCGUGUUCUGUUGCGAGAACUAGGCAUCGAACAAUUAUUGACGCCCGACGCGAUUCCUUUGGACAACACCGUCGCGGAAAACGAUCGAAGCGCGCACUUCGGCAAUGCCGUGCACCGUGCUCGUGUCAAGGUCACGCAAGAGGACGUCGAGGCUUUUGCAGUAACCGUGAUUAGCGGACAGGAACCAUGUUCGAACGAUAUUAUAACCAGCGUGGAUACCGAUUAUUCAUUUCUUUGGUUUAUUUACGACAAAAUGUACGCAGAUAUUCAUUAUAUCGGCGUUUUUAAUGAAGUCGACAAGCACGUUUCUCAAACAAAAUUGACAGGGAAGCCAGUUUCGAAGCUUUCGAAAAUACAUAAUUUCAAAAAUCGAAAUCAAAUCGUCUCUCAAUCAACAAGUGGAUUGACUGAUGCACCAAGUCUGACUUCUUCUGAUCUUAAAUUUGAUAUACAUUCUGAUAUAUCAGAGGCGAUGUUCAAGUUCGCUGUGACAAGUCUGCAUAAAUAUGCGUCGAUCAAGCCAAAGGAAGAUUUUGUUUUUAGUCCGUACAGCAUAUAUCAGGAACUUUUCUCGGUUUACCUUAUCUCUAGUGGUGAUAUUGAACAGCGUUUAAAGAACAUUCUUUAUUUAUCGAAUGUCUCAAAAUAUGAGUUGAUGAGAAUCAUUAAAUUUCGUAAAUAUCCCGCAAUACAGCCUGCAUGCUCUCAGGAUGCUGCCUCUAAUCAGCCCCAACUGUACGCGAUUGACAAUAAAUGUAUUUUUUUAAACACAACACUUCGUAAAAACAUCGAAAUAAUAAGAAAACUGUACAAUCGUGGAUUCACAUCUAAUGAGAGCAAUGAUAUCCAAGAUAUAAAUAGAAAAAUCAAUCAAAUUUUAAAAAUACUGACAAAGGAUUACGAUUAUAAACCGUUAGAAUUAGAAAUAAAAAGAGAAGGUGUGGACAUUAUUUUGAUGAACGUACAUAAUUUUCACUGUCGAUAUCGAUCAAUUUUACAACUGACAAGUAAUGAGAUGAGUCUCGACUCCGACCGAUUAUUAUCGAAUACGUCUUCUGAUCUAAGUUUUAAAACGUUUUCCAGUGAUGAAUUACAGAUAAACGUAAAAGAGUUAAUCAUCAAAGAACAUUUCGCGUCGCUGUAUAUAAUAACACCUUUUUCAUCAAUCACAAACGAGAGAGUUAAAACUGAUACGAGCAGCACUAGCCUUUCCAGCUUGAUUGAAAGAUUGUCAACCAGCGAAGGAAUGCGUAUACUUCGAAAAUUGCUGUUUUGUGUAGAAACAGAUGGAUCACUAUCUUCCGCUACUUGGCCGACCUUUAAAAUUGAAAAAAAUUUAGAUAUGCAAGUUCUGUUGCGAGAACUAGGCGUCGAACAGUUAAUGACGCCCGACGCGAUUCCUUUGGACAUUACCUUCGUGGAAGACAAUCAAUUCGUGCACUUCGGCAAUGCCGUGCACCGUGCUCGUGUCAAGGUCACGCAGGAAGGCGUCGAGGCGAUUGCAGUAACCGUGAUUAGCGGACAGGAACCAUGUUCGAACGAUAUUAUAACCGACAUGGAUACCAAUUAUCCAUUUCUUUGGUUAAUUUACGACAAAAUGUACGCAGAUAUUCUUUAUAUCGGCGUUUUUAAUAAAGGCGACAAGCACGUUUCUCAAACAAAAUUGACAGGGAAGCCAGUUUCGAAGCUUUCGAAAAUACAUAAUUUCAAAGAUCGAAAUCAAAUCGUCUCUCAAUCAACAAGUGCAUUGACUGAUGCACCAAGUCUGACUCCUUCUGAUCUGAAAUUCGAUAUACAUUCUGUAAUAUCGGAGGCGAUGUUCAAGUUCGCGGUGACAAGUCUGCAUAAAUAUGCGUCGAUCAAGCCAAAGGAAGAUUUUGUUUUUAGUCCAUAUAAUAUAUAUCACGGACUUUACUCUGCUUAUAUGAUUUCAAGUGGUGAAAUGGAACAGCGUUUAAGAGAUAUUCUUUAUUUACCAAAUGUUUCGAAGUAUAAGUUGCUGAAAAUUAUUAAUUUUAAUAAAUACCCCGGACAACGGCCUGCACGCUAUAAAAAUGCUACUUUUUAUAUGCCUUACCAUUAUGUAAUUCAAAAUCAAUGUAUAUUUUCAAACAAAAAACUUCGCGGAGACAACAAAACAAUGAAACGACUGUACAAUGCUGGAUUCCAAUCUCAAAGAAAUAAUAAUAUCCAGGAUACAAAUAGAGAGUUCAAUGAAUCUCUGCAACCUUUGCUAAAGAAUUUCCUUCGUAAAUUGGUGAACUUAAAAGUAAAAACAGAAGAUAUGGAUAUUUUUUUGGCAAACGUAUUUCAUUUCCAUGGUCGAAAUCAUAUCGUCUCUCAAUCGACUUCUUAUCUGAAUUUUAAAACAUUUUCCAGUGAUGAAUUGCAGAUGGAUGUAAAGGAGUUAAUCAUCAAGGAACAUUUUACGUCGCUGUAUAUGUUGAUACCUUCUUCAACAACCACAAACAACACGGUUAAAACAGAUAUGAGCACUGGCCUUUCUAGCUUGAUUGAAAGAUUGUCAACCAGCGAAGGAAUGCGUAUACUUCGAAAAUUGCUGUCUUGUAAAAACGAACAAAAAGAUAAAUUACCAUCUGUUCCUACUCGGCUGAUCUUUGAAAUUGAAAAAAAUUUAGAUAUGCAAGUUUUGUUGCGAAAACUAGGCGUCGAACAGUUAUUGACGCCCGACGCGAUUCCUUUGGACAAUACCUUCGCGGAAGACAAUCAAUUCGUGCACUUCGGCAAUGCCGUGCACCGUGCUCGUGUCAAGGUCACGCAAGAGAACGUCAAGGCGGUUGCAGUAACCGUGAUCAGCGGACAGGAACCUUGUUCGAACGACAUUAUAACCGACGUGAAUACCGAUUAUCCAUUUCUUUGGUUAAUUUAUGAUAAAAUGAACGCAGAUAUUCUCUAUAUCGGCGUCUUUAAUGAAGUUGGCAAGCCCGUUUCUUGAAUUGGGUUGACAGAUACAAAUCUUAUCAAACGAAUUGUUCAUUCUAGACGUUUAUUGGAAAGUCUUCAUAAUUAUGAUAACAAAUUUAAGGGAAGCCAGUUUUGAAGCUUUAAAAAAUAUGAUUUUUGAGAAUUUUUUAUUGGAAAACCUUUACAGCGUAUUAUUUGGAAAUAUUUAGGCAAUUGUUAUUAAAAUUUUGUAUAAACAUUUUAUUUAUUGAAACAUGUAGACUGUGAAGAUCGCCCAUGAGGAAUUUUUUCACCGUGAGAAUUGCAAAUUGACAAGUAAUUUUAUAUACAU